AUGCGCACAGGAAAGGGUCGCUCUGAAGGGCAAGCCUUCCACCGCCGCCUUCUUUCGGAGUACAAUACAGAUUUCACGCUCAACAAUUAUGUCGCUUACUUUGAACUGAAGCCAAUCGCGAAGGAGUUGGAACAACUGUGCAAAGAAAUCGAACGAGUUCGUGAGAUUGAAGCGAGAGCGGCCGCGGCGGACACAAGCACUGCUUCGGAAACUGAAGACGUCUUCGCUAACCAACCGGAGGCUAUGAAAUUGCCACAAACAGGGGGGAGUUCCCUUAGCCCUAAACGCUCUUUGGAUGAACUUCUGAAAAGACGUUCCGAACUGGAGGUGAAAUUCUUCAAAGAUAUCCAGCUGUCGUUCACAAAGGUUAAGCAAUACCAACAGUGUCUCGAGGCGGAUCUCCUGGCAGGUGUGGAAGAACUAAAGAAUAUGAGUGAAGAGGAGAUCCGGGCACGCCCCGAGGAACACAUCCCGAAGCUCUACGUGAAAACUCAGGCCAUAUUGCAAUACAGGGCUCUGAAUCUGGCCGCUUUGCGUAAAAUACUGAAGAAGUUCAUGCAGCGCUGCGCCCGUGACAGUCUGGAGCUACAAAAGCAUCUGCUGAUGGUUGAUAAGGUUAUCAGCUGUAGUACAAUAUCGCAGCCGGCAAAUGACCUGCGACGUGUUGCCCUCGACCUCAUUGCAUUUUACGGCACCGUCUUUCGCCUAACAUAUGAAGAGACAGUAGAGGUCCUUACACGAUAUGAGCACCGAGCGGGGGUAAAUGUCCGCCGCAUUCUCCCGCACAGCGACACUUUCUUCUUCACACUUCGGCUCCCACACCAGGAGAGACACGGUGAUUUUGCCGUCUGCAUUCUUCCAGGAAGUACAAGCCUCUUUUGCGAGAAGAUGAUAUGCGAAGUGCUUCAAUGCAACCGUUACCCACCGUGUUGCGGUCAAUAUCCAAAUGGAGAAGUGAACGUGGUGCUCCCACGUUCCGUUCGCGGCGACGAUUUGUUUGUGCUUCAGUCACUGGUGAGGUGCGAUCGUGUGGGUCUGUCCCACUCCGGUACUUUAAUGGAACUUGCUCUCAUGAUACAUGCGGCAAGAGCAAGUUCUGCGGCGCGUAUUACGGCUGUUAUUCCCUAUAUUUCCUUUACUGAAAGUGUUUCUUCCAUGGCUGCAGUGGCGGAGAUAUUGGAGAGUAUGGGCUGCCAACACGUAAUAACUGUUGACAUGCCCAUCGAUCAGGUAGAAGGAAUGUUUUCCGUUCCACUUGAGCUGAUAUCAGCGCGGUAUGAGUUCGUUCAGUACAUUGCGAACCAGCUGACCGCUGAAGGGCACGACUUCAGGAAUAUUACCGUCGUGGCACCCAAUGGAGCCGGUGUUCAUCGUGCAAAGAAUUUCGCAGACGCGCUAAUGCAGUACAAAAAACUCUCCCCCGAUGAGCAGUUCGUUCCACUGUGCACAGCGGUAAGGCGCCAGGUUUAUCGGGGGCUGCAGGAUACUGUGCUCAACAUAAACCAUUGCGGUGCGAAUGUAGGGAGCACACGCGCCUUCGAGCAGGCGCUACUGCAGCAGGAGCAGGGAAUUUGCGCCAUCCAAGAUGAUGGCGAUACCACGAUCACCUCUGAAGGCAUUGACCUUGUUGGAGAUGUACAAGGGAAACUGUGCAUUGUUGUAGAUACCUCUGUUGACGAAGCUACUGAAAUAUGUCAAACUGCCUGCAAGUUGCGGGAGGAAGGUGCCAGUCGUAUCAUACUUAUCGCAACGCACUUCAUCAUAUCAGGUCGCGCGGUUGAGCGGCUCAUAGAAAGUCCUAUCGAUCUUAUUGUGGUUACGGAUAGCGUAGAGCACGACGAGGUCUUUAAAAAUCCUCACAUCGCCAGGAGGCUGCGCGUGUUGCCUAUUGCUCCGUUGCUUGCACGUGCCAUUGAGAAACUUCAUACAGAAAAUUCUCUCACCACGCUCUUUGAAAAGUAA
Trypanosoma brucei brucei TREU927 is the source of this 1962-nucleotide messenger RNA. Its product is annotated as ribose-phosphate pyrophosphokinase, putative. Gene Ontology annotation, biological process: 5-phosphoribose 1-diphosphate biosynthetic process; purine nucleotide biosynthetic process. Gene Ontology annotation, molecular function: magnesium ion binding; ribose phosphate diphosphokinase activity. Bases 1 to 1962 code for a protein of 653 amino acids. Gene Ontology annotation, cellular component: ribose phosphate diphosphokinase complex; cytoplasm. NCBI's taxonomy places the organism in Eukaryota, Euglenozoa, Kinetoplastea, Trypanosomatida, Trypanosomatidae. The transcript has a single exon. The record is from RefSeq and is a predicted model, not a curated record.